CUUUCUAUUUCAGUAUCACUGUUCGUUUACCACAAAAUACUUCAUUGGCAGUAUUUGAUGAUUUCACCUGCUUUUCCUGGAAUACAAAAGAAAAAAGUAAUACUUGCGUUUUUUGUAAAUGUGUAGAAUCCUAACGUGCCACUGAGUCAUACUUGAUAUGUACGUAAAGAGGAAGCUGUGCUGCUGAAAAAUACAACACUUCAUAGUGACCAGCAACAAGCUAUUCUUUCAACUGUUCACGCAUUUCGGGAUCUUUACUGGGGCAGAAAUUAAAAAAAAAGGAUUUCUACUGAGAGGCUCUACUUGGAUAAAACCAUAGCCUGCUGGAAAACAAAAAUAAUUCAACUCCUCAGUCACAGAACUGCAAAACUGCACCAUCUUUAAGAAGCUGAGCAAUGCAUAGAAAUAUGAAGAGGGUAUUACUGCUUGCUUUACUGCUGGUUGUGUUUUUUCAAGUUGGCAACCACUAUUCACGUCAAAAUUCAUUACCGAUUUCAAGGAAAUCGGACACCAAUACUGAUGUCAGAACAAACUUUGCUCACAGUCACAGCAAUAGGUCAUCUAUCCCGCCUGGCACAGAGACAACAGCUUGUUCUGGAGAUGAUAGCUUUAUGAAGAUUAAAACAAACAUUUCUUUGAAUGGAACAAUAACUGUGAAAUACAGAGAACUGAAAAAUUAUAUUUUCUUUAAGAACAUUAAUGACAUUCCUCGAUGUGGAAAGGAAAAGCAGAGUCCUAACCAAGGGAAUUAUUACUUUUGCACUGAAGAUACGUCUACUUUUAUAAUUCACAUUGUGAAUGCAUCUCAAAAUGCUCAUGCAGGAACAUAUAGAUUAGAGUGGGGCACUGUCACUGGAAACAGCGUGAAACACGUAUUGAAAGUUGUAGAUUGCCAGACCAUUAAGCCAACUCAAGCAGGUCUGAAUUCCACAGAUUCAGAGAAACCCAAAGUAGGACAGACAGUGAAUAAAGUACUAAUUACUGCAGUAGUACUGAUAUCUGUAGUCACAAUUGCAGGACCUGUCAUUUAUCUGAAAAUCAGAUUUAGAAAAAAAUGCUGUCAGCGUUCAGCUUCACCUCACAGUGAAUUAUCCCUUUCACCACGUGAAACUCAAAGACGAUGAAUUUGUCAUACUGUGUCAGCAAAGGGAGAGCUGAGAACCAAUUGAAGGUUACUAUGUGGUUGGUACCAGAACUCUACAGUAUGCCAGCUUAUGAUAAUGGAAUAAACUUGAAAAUAACAGUG
Protopterus annectens (West African lungfish) is the source of this 1246-nucleotide messenger RNA. RefSeq lists its product as uncharacterized. Bases 396 to 1124 code for a protein of 242 amino acids. The transcript is spliced from 9 exons. Lineage: Eukaryota; Metazoa; Chordata; Ceratodontiformes; Protopteridae. The record is from RefSeq and is a predicted model, not a curated record.